AUGAGUGUGUUCUGUGCCAUCUCCAACACCGUGCCGGUACAUCCGGUACUCAACAAGGUAUCUGGCAGUGUAUACGAACGCCAACUGGUUGAAAAAUACAUUGCUGAGCAUGGAAAAGAUCCGUCUUCUGGUAAAGCGUGUACAACGGAGGAUCUAAUUGAUAUGAACUUACCUACACCUUUAAAACCCGCCCCCGCGUCUAUCACUAGCGUACCGUCGCUGAUUAAGACUAUGCAGGACGAGUGGGAUGCAGUACUGUUAGAGAUGCACCAGCUCAAGAAGAGUCUACACGAGACCCGUCAGGAACUAUCGCAUUCACUGUACCAACACGAUGCUGCAUGCAGGGUGAUUGCCCGUCUAACUACAGAGAGAAACGAAGCACGUAAUGCGUUGCAAGAGAUCAGCGUGAGUAAUGCUAUGCACAUUGCGGAGGCGGACAAGCAAGCUAAUAGUGCCGGUGAGGGUGUUGCUAUGGAAACCGAUGGCGGCGAAAACGUAAACGCACACGCGACACAGAACGGCAUGCCCGAGGAGGUGCUCGAGCAGAUCCGAGCCACGGCCUCGGAGCUGGUCGGUAAGCGUAAAAAACGUAAAAAGGGUGCCAAUCUAGCUAAAACAGAGGACAUUGGCAAUAUGAAGCUGGUACAAAGUCUUACAUCAAUACACUCAGCAUCCAGCAAGGGUGUUACAAGCCUGGCCUUGCAUCCCACGGACAGUAAUCUGCUACUCACCGGAGGGGUAGAUAAGAAGGUGGUCGUGUACGAUCGCGAAGCCGAAAAGGCCGUGCACACGUUCAGCGACCACACCAAGAAGAUCACAGAGGUUGCCUGGAACUCUAGUGGCAGUGUGGUGUAUAGUGCCUCUGCGGACGGUACGGUCAAGAUCAAUGGACUGGGUGAGAGUGCGGGUGUAAGCACUAUUAGCUGCCACAGCAAGGGCGUGAGUUGCUUGGCCAUCAACCCUGCCGGCAAUGUGGUGGUGACGGGUUCGUUAGACGGCACCUGGGCCAUAUCAGAUGCGGUAUCAGGUACCACAUACGCACAGUAUAAAGUGCCGGAUAACAGUGAAGUGCACGCGGCAAAGAUCCAUCCUGAUGGUCUGCUGGUAGGCACGGGUGGUAAGGACGGGUUAAUCAAGAUCUGGGACAUCACCGAGGGCAAGAGCGUGGCCGACUUCACAGGGCAUACAGACGCGGUAACGGACUUAGCAUUCAGUGAAAACGGUUACUAUAUGGCCAGUACAUGCAACGACAACACAGUCCGACUUUGGGAUCUUCGUAUGAAGAAGAUUCUCAACUUCAAGGUGUUCGAGUACGACGGCAAGAUCAACCCACACUCCGUUCAAUUCGAUCGUUCCGGUACCUAUCUAGCCGUGGGUGGGCAGGACACACGCGUGUAUGUGGUUAAACACUGGGACGAAUUAUGUCGACUGGAAGACCACACCGGCGCUGUUACUAAGGUGGCAUUCGGCCCGGAUGCCGGGUCGAUUGUCUCAGCGUCGAUGGAUCGCCGGGUGAACAUCUAUGGCUUCUAG
Messenger RNA from Sphaeroforma arctica JP610, 1533 nucleotides. RefSeq lists its product as hypothetical. Gene Ontology annotation, cellular component: cytoplasm; Prp19 complex; U2-type catalytic step 1 spliceosome. Gene Ontology annotation, molecular function: protein binding; ubiquitin protein ligase activity. The coding region runs from base 1 to 1533 and encodes 510 amino acids. Gene Ontology annotation, biological process: protein ubiquitination; mRNA splicing, via spliceosome; DNA repair. The record is from RefSeq and is a predicted model, not a curated record. The transcript has 3 exons. NCBI's taxonomy places the organism in Eukaryota, Ichthyosporea, Ichthyophonida.